Molecule: messenger RNA, 1509 nt
Organism: Theileria equi strain WA
Lineage: Eukaryota; Apicomplexa; Aconoidasida; Piroplasmida; Theileriidae
Product: proteasome regulatory component, putative
Exons: 11
Coding region: 1-1509 (502 amino acids)
Biological process (GO): ubiquitin-dependent protein catabolic process; regulation of protein catabolic process
Cellular component (GO): proteasome complex; proteasome regulatory particle, lid subcomplex
Molecular function (GO): enzyme regulator activity
Source: RefSeq, a predicted model, not a curated record
AUGAGCUUAGACACUGGUAUUAACGCUAUGCCAUACGAUGCAUUCCGAGAUUUGCUAUCUCACUGCAUCUCAAUCCUUGAGCUAGGCAUUUCACGCUCAGAAUCACGCUUCAUCAUUCGUCUUAUGCGACAUUUCAAGACUUUGAGAUCGUUUUUAAAUAACCAUCCGUCAACUUCUGUUAGAAUUCUAAAGGCUCACCUGAAAGGAUAUGCCUUCAGUUCAAACCCCUGUGUUGUGGCAGAAUUGGCCUACAACUCACUAAAGGUCGCUAGUCCACCUAUUUUGGCUACAAGCGCGCAAGGAGAUUCUCUAUCUGAUGAAAAUUUACAUGAUGAGUUUACAUCUCCUUCAUUUGAAAUACAAUUCGUUCCACACGAUUCUCAACUUGCUGAAACUAAAGUAAUGCUUGCUACACUUGCAUUGAUUUACCUUUUGGACUCUAAGGAAUAUGAGCUGGCAAUGGAAUUGGCAGACAAACUUGCAAAUUUGAUGUUAAGUUUCAAUAAGCGUAUUAUGGACUACCUGGCUGCCAAAAUUUAUUUCUACUACUCUAGGAGUUAUGAACUCGGUGGGAAGUUUAAAGAUGCCAGAAACCUUUUGAUGAAAUCGUACCGCAAGGCUUGCCUGCAUCACGACCCUAUGACUCAGGCUGUGACUUUUAAUUGCAUUUUGAGAAAUUUGAUCCAUCAUAAGCUCUACUCUCAAGCAUUCAAGCUAAUAUGCAAGACUACCUUCCCAGAAUACCUGAGUUCUAAUGCACAAUAUGCAAGAUAUCUCUAUUACUACGGCAAAGUAUUAUCUGUCCAGUUGGAAUAUAGUGAAGCGUGCAGUAAGCUAAUGCAAGCAAUCAGGAAAGCCCCUCAAAAUGACAAAACAGCGUAUGGAUUCAAACUACAGGCAACAAAACUCUCUAUCAUUGUUAAUCUACUAAUGUGUGAUAUUCCCAGCAAAAGUGUCUUCACAAAUCCAAGCACCAGAAAGGAUCUGAAACCUUAUGAAGCUGUGGUUAUCGCUGUUAGGACAGGAGAUUUGGGAAUAUUCUCUGAACUGUGUAACAAAUAUUCUUCUUUAUUUGAGAAAGACGACACAAUGUUUCUGAUCUCUCGACUUCGUAAUAAUGUAAUAAAGGGAGGAUUGCGCAAAAUUAACAUUGCCUAUUCAAAGAUUCCACUUAGCCAUGUGGCUAGUAAGUUGGGGAUUUCUUCCGUGGAUUACACUGAAAGUAUCAUCUCAAAGGCUAUCCAUGACGGCAUUAUAGAGGCCGUAAUUGAUCAUGAUGCCCAAUUUGUUCAAUCAAAGUGUAAUGUGGAUUUGUACAAGAGUUAUGAGCCAAUGCGCGCAUUUCAUAAAAGGAUAAAUUUCUGUCUGAAAUUGCAUUCAAAUGCCAUACAGGCCAUGAGAUAUCCUGAGGAGCAAGAGAAUAGCAAAGAUGCCGCAGUACCAUCGAAUGAUAAGGAUUCUCUGGAGCUUGAGUUUGACAAUGGGCUUGGCGAUGGUCCGCUCCUUUAA